AAAAUUUAAAAAAAAAUUUAUAAAUGGGUAUUCUUGAAAAAAUUACAGAAAUUGAGAGAGAAAUAUCUCGAACUCAAAAAAAUAAAGCCACAGAAUACCAUUUAGGAGUUUUAAAAGCCAAACUUGCAAAAUGCAGACUCCAAUUAUUAGAACCUUCUAAGAAGUCAGAAAAAGGCGAAGGGUUUGAUGUUAUGAAAAGUGGUGAUGCAAGAAUAGCAUUGAUUGGAUUUCCUUCUGUUGGAAAGUCAACUUUUCUUAAUACUGUGACAAACCAACAUAGUGAACAAGCUGCUUAUGAAUUUACCACCUUAACUUGUAUUCCUGGAAUUAUAAAUUAUAAUGAUGCUAAAAUACAACUACUUGAUUUGCCUGGGAUAAUUGAGGGAGCAGCACAAGGAAAGGGAAGAGGCAGACAAGUUAUUGCGGUAGCAAGAACUGCUGACCUAAUACUUGUAAUGCUUGAUCCUACAAAAGGUGAUACUCAAAAGCAUCUUUUAGAAAAUGAGCUUGAGAGUGUUGGAAUAAGAUUAAACAAAAGACCUCCAAACAUCUAUUACAAAGAGAAAAAGGCCGGUGGAAUAUCAUUCAACUCAACCGUUCCUUUGACGAAAUGUGAUGAAAAAAUGGUGUUCAGUAUUUUGCAUGAAUAUAAAAUAUUUAAUGCGGAAGUGGUAUUCAGGGGCGACCACAAUGCCGAUGAAUUGAUAGACGUGGUUAUUGGUAAUCGGUCUUAUAUUCCUUGUCUAUAUGUUUAUAACAAAAUUGAUCAAAUAUCUAUUGAAGAAGUUGAUAUAAGAGCUCACGAAUACAAUUCAGUCGUUUUAAGUUGCAAUUUAAAAUUAAACGUCGAUUAUUUAUUGGAGGUUCUCUGGGAUCAAUUGUCUCUAGUUCGAAUUUAUACAAAAAAACCUGGAUGCGCGCCCGAUUUUUCUGACUGCAUAAUCUUAAGAAAAGGAUGCACUAUUGAACAUUUGUGUCACAGUAUUCAUCGAACAUUAGCGUCCAACUAUAAAUAUGGCAUAGUUUGGGGUAAAAGUGUGAAAUUCAGUCCUCAAAGAGUAGGGCUACAACAUACUCUAGCUGAUGAAGAUGUCGUCCAAAUAAUAAAAAAAUGAGUUAAAAAAAAUAUUUGCAUAUAAUAUUUACUAUAAUUGAAAUACAUUUUAUUAAAUAAAAUGGCGUAAAUUAUCAUGAUAUUAUUCACUGAUAUAAAUAUAAUGCUGCAAAAAUAAUUUAAAAGUUAAAUAACUUUAUUAUAAUGAGCAAUAUUUUA
Messenger RNA from Gordionus sp. m RMFG-2023, 1273 nucleotides. Its product is annotated as developmentally-regulated GTP-binding protein 2-like. Gene Ontology annotation, cellular component: cytoplasm. The record is from RefSeq and is a predicted model, not a curated record. Gene Ontology annotation, biological process: cytoplasmic translation. Bases 24 to 1115 code for a protein of 363 amino acids. Gene Ontology annotation, molecular function: GTPase activity; GTP binding. The transcript has 13 exons. Lineage: Eukaryota; Metazoa; Nematomorpha; Gordioida; Chordodea; Parachordodidae.